Molecule: messenger RNA, 5052 nt
Organism: Apis mellifera (honey bee)
Lineage: Eukaryota; Metazoa; Arthropoda; Insecta; Hymenoptera; Apidae
Product: AT-rich interactive domain-containing protein 5B
Exons: 7
Coding region: 822-4643 (1273 amino acids)
Biological process (GO): regulation of transcription by RNA polymerase II
Cellular component (GO): nucleus
Molecular function (GO): transcription cis-regulatory region binding
Source: RefSeq, a predicted model, not a curated record
AUAAUAAUUAAAUCAGUUUUCAGUAUUCAAAAUUCAUUUUUUCAUAAACGACACUCGCACUAUCUUGCUCAAAAGGUUAAAACUCACAGCAAAAGUCCAUAAAUAUGCAUUGUAAAUUAAACGUCGAACAUGUGAUUUUUCAUAAUAAAAAUCCUCUAGAUCACAACAUAUUAACGUUCAACAUGAAUACACAUUCUUGAAUUUUCAUAGUUUUAGGAUGAAUGUCUCACUGGUAGCACAGAUUCAUAUGUCAAAUUAAGGUUAGAACACAAAAAUUGGCUCUGUAGCUGUAAUUGCACAUUAUUUGUGAUUAUCUGUUAGAAACUGAAGAUAUUCUAAUGGAUAGAACGAAAUCGUAAUUAUAGGGAAAUAUGUAACUACAAAUAUUAGAGUUCGGUGAGAAAGAAUCGCACAGUGUAGAUUAUUGCAAACGUUUCACGAUGUACUGCACUCAGUGCUCUACAAGAAGGAGAAGAGACGACAGGUGACUGGUGCCUGCGCCAUGCGCAUUGCUCGCUCGACCUCGGCAACACUCGAGCACGCUCGUCAUUGCUCGGGCGCCUCCGGCGGCGAAUGGUGGGGCGAGCAGUGUAUCCGUGACGUCACAUAAUUAGAGUAAAUACAAAGUAGUCUUGAUGGGACAGCGGCGUGCGCCGCACCGUGAGUCGCUGGUCCGCGCGCGUCAAACCUAUAUCGUUUCGAUACACGCACACCGCGUUUGUGUAGCUCGUGAUAUAUUGCGCUAUGUGCCGUCAGUGUGUGUGUACCAAAGGAUCCUAGAUGACUGUGGGAAUAGUAAGUGACACUCGUGCAGCAAAGAAAUGGAAAAGAUAGAGUUAUUGGGCGGUGCUUGCUUCAGCCAUGGCCCGUACACGUUCUACAAAGCGGUUAGAAUAGGAAAUGGUCGCGUACUUCGUCUUGGAAGCUUCUUCCUCACGAAACUGUGGAGCGAUGCCGAUCUCGUCAGCAUCGGGGAACUUCAGCUGUUGUGGAUGGACAGCCGGGGACCGAAUCAACCUCUGGCAUCGUUGCGGUUGUACUUCUUGCCGGAGAACACCCCGGAUGGCCGAAGGGACACGCAUGGAGAGGACGAAGUGCUGACAAUAUCUGAAAAGGUCGUGGUGCGUGUUCAUGAUCUCGUUACGUGGUUAUCGCCUGCAUUGGAAUGGUCAUGGGGUCGGGAAGUAUCUUACCCACCGACCCCAACGUCGUCUCCGGAGAAUAGCCCGUUAAGGUAUGAGAUACCUCAACCGCAGGUGCUCACCGAUCCUGGCAUUGAUUUUUCGGACGUCGAUAAGCAACAGAAGGAGUACGAAAGCAAUCACAACACGCGAAAAUCGGACUAUAGUUCUCAAACGAAAGUGGUGGUGCUCUCGUAUCCCAGGUAUUGCCGAUAUCGAGCACUCUUACGUAGGCUCGAAGGCGCCGAACCGUCCUGGCUUUGCUCGUCCAUAGCAGCCGCACUGGGUGGAUUCACCGCCACACCGGGUACAAGGAUACUCUUCUGUAGAGAUACCUUUGACUAUCCGGAUCUUGAAACUCACGAGCUCCUCUGCAAUCAUUUAGCACCGAAAUUGAAAGGAAGGCCGAGGAGGAAACGCAAAAAGCGCAGCGCAUCGCCCGGUGAAUCGAGUAAUGAAAGUGAAGCUUCCGUUGCGUCCACGUCGAAAAGUGCCCCGGCGAGUUCGAACGUUAUGGUACCGAGCGUUGGUAGGCCACCUUCGUCGGUAGUACGGCGAAGCGAGCGGAAGACCAGCGCGGAGGAAAAGAAAUUCAUAGCGGACGUGCAGAAUUUCAUGAACUCGCGGGGUACGCCUGUCGGAAAGAUGCCACUGCUGGGCUACAGGCAGAUCGAUCUCUUCCUGUUUUAUACGAAAGUGCAAAUGCUUGGCGGUUACGAUUCCGUCAGCGCUGGCCGGCUGUGGAAGAAUAUCUACGACGAUAUAGGUGGUAAUACGGGAUCCACCAGCGCAGCGACUAUCACUCGACGGCAUUACGAAAGGUUAUUGUUACCGUACGAGAGGUAUCAAAGAGGCGAGGAAGAAAAAAUUAGACUGACGCACGGAAGACGAAGUAAAAGUAGCAGCGUAUCCGAAGAAUCCGAGGACAUUAAGCAAGAAACGAACGAUUCGUAUCCAUCGGAUACGCCUCCCCCUGUAGAAACGAGUCUUACCACUGCAAGCCCUCCCUUACAAUCAAUCGUAUCGACAGCUCCGUUCCUGUCGAACGAAAAGCCGAAAACAGAGACUGGAAAGACAUCGUCUCUACGUAGCGUAAGAGUGAAACCGGAACGUCUGAAAUCGUUGAACACCAUGAUUGCCAAUAGUACACCGUCGCCCAGCCAGCAAACCAGCCAACUGCCAAGUCCGCCACCAUCUUCUAACACAUCAAUCUCAACGCCUAGCAGCACACCUUCCACCACGCCCACGAAUGGCACUGGAGGUCAAAGCGUGUUGGAGAGACAGUUGAACAGUAGCCCCCUUAUAUCGCAACAAGUUCCACCGUCGUGUUCGCCACCGGGUCUUCCGGUAACCACAGUGGUGACGAACGCCUCUACGGUCGUCACGUUGACGCCACCGCCCGAGAAGGAUAUGAAAGAGAUCAAAUUAGAUCCCAAGCAGACCAGCUUGCUGGCGCAGGGAAAGGAGAACAUACCGUUGUUCGGUGAGAAGUCAAUUUUCGCCGAGAAGGCAAUAGUGCCCCCUAGAUCGCCGGAGGUGAUCGAUCUUGAAACGGAGAGCGACACGAGUAGGGAUAAAAUAAUCAUUCCCAGCUUCAAGAAGCGCAAACUUGAGAUACUCCGCGAGGGUGGGCUCGAGGUCACUGCCGUCGACUUGGACACGCGACCGAGCGUUAUCCAAAACAACAACAACAAUAACAACAACAACAACAACAACAACAACUCACCCGCGCCAGCAACGAUGAAAUCGGAGGAAAAGCCACCGAUAUCGUAUCCUCUUCCAGUCACGCCCAACUCCAUUCCCAAGUUGAUUUCCGUCACCGUGACGCCUGACAUAGGGCAUAUGUUGUCGUCCCCUCAAGAGCAUCAGCAGCAGCAACAGCAGCAUCAUCAUCAUCAUCAUCAAGCGAGGUUGCCAACGCCGACGAAGCAACAUCCCGCUCAUUACAACAAUAAUAACAACAAUAAUAACAACAACAAUAUCGCGAUGAACAACAACAAUAUGGUGAACAGUCGUGUGAUAAAUCUUGGCACUUCUAAUAACGCCGCGUUGCUACAAUUGUACGCCAACGCAAACGUGCCGCCACCCCCUUCGUCGGGGUUGCAUCAAGCAAAUCAUCGUUUCGUGCCGCCAACUGUCCCCAACGGUAGGAUAUUAUUCCCGCCCAAGGUGACACAGUCGAGGUCGAUAUUCGCACACAACGAAAAGACGGUUUACGGAGAUCCAAAAGAAAUUCCUAUCCCUCCAAAGUAUCGUCCCUCGCUGCAUCAUCGUUUGCAACCGCAUCCGAUGUACAGUAAUAACGAUCCCGUUUACGGCGGGGUUCUCGACUUGACACAGAAAUCCAACAAGCCGACGUACCCGAGGCCGAGCUUAGAAAUAGUGAAAGUACCUGUAGUGCCGAGGCCUAAUCCAUUAAACUUGGAGAUGAGGAACUCGUCCACGCUUAUCAAAGAAAAACCAACGGAUUGUUCGAAACGGGGCAACUUCCCCGGUUAUCAGAACGUACUCGACAGUCGAACCAUGGCUUCGAACAAUUUAGAAAUUACUAUCGUAAAUCCUAAGCAAAAGGUUAAUCACCUAAGUACACCGGCUCCUGUCCGCGUGCCGAGCCCGUCUAGAAAUACCAGCGCGAUACCUAUAACGCAAAGAAGGCAACAUCAAUUGAACGGCAAGUAUAUGACAAGGAGUGAACCAAUUUCACCUUAUACACCUAGGAAACCGAGUCAUCCUGUUAUACCGAAUGUACCUAAUCUAAAUCAUCUAAAUAGUGGAAAUUAUACCAGGAUGGCCACGAUCCAACAACAAAAUACGAUCGAUAGGAGAAAAAACGUGGAGAUAGGCGGUAAGGAGCAGCAACAGCAGCAGCAUCAUCAUCACCAGCAUCAACAUCAUCAGCAGCAUCAUCAACAACACCACCAACAGCAGCAGCAUCAACAACAUCUUCAUCAACAGCAUCAACAUCUACAUCCGCAUCCUCAUCAACAUCAACAGCAUCAGCAUCAACAACAUCACCAACAUCAGCAGCAGCAGCAACAACGUCGGAUCAGCGAGGGCGAUAAAUCGUUGACAAUCGCUCAACAACAACAUCAGCAGCAGCAGCAGCAACAACAGCAGCAGCAGCAACAGCAACAACAACAACAGGAACCAAGGCAAACCGAAGCUGGAAGAAGACACAGUGUUCCAAGUAUACCUUCUGGUUUCGUACCUGCAGUGCCGCAAAACAAUCCAGCUUACCUUCCGCAACUGCCAAAUACGCCCGGCAAGUUCCUACCGAUUUUAGACCCCAUGUACUAUUCCGCGUUCUACAAUGGUUUAUUCCCCCCGCCGAUUCCGCCCACGGCUGCAACGUCGUUUUUACCGCCGGAAUUUAGUGCAUACUAUAAAGAAUUACUUGCUUCCUCGCAACCAAGACUGGGGAUGGCGGGGCAGCACCAGCCGGCUGCUCCAACGUCUAAGUAGGCAAAUGGGAUCUCAUAUAGGGUUUCCGAGCGUGUAUAGCAUAACGUCGGUUUCAUUUCUCAAGGACAAAAAAAAAAAAAAGAUCCGUCGGAUUCCUCGCUUCGAAUUCUAUUUUCAUUGAAAUUACUCGGGAUACGACUUCCUCCGUCGUCAAUGUGUCAAUCAAACGAGAGACGGUUCAAGCGGAAAGAGAAAGAAAGGGAAAAAUUAAAAAAAGGUGUAUCUAAGUUUAAGGAUUUUUCGAUGAUCGUUUAAAAUUAAUAUUUGAAAUACCCAUUCUAAAUAUUCUAAUGAAGGUAGAUGAGGUGAUGAGGAUUGUUUUUUUUCGUUCGAAUUAAUAAAAAAAAACAAAAAACUAGAGAAGAAGUGACUAUCAAAUAUUCGAACGUGGACGAGUAAAAAAAAAAAA